CAAAAAAAAAAACAAAUUCAACGGGUGUGAAAUUGUGUGUUCAUCAUCAAAGUAAAGCAGCCUUACAUCGCACCUUCUCCCUUCUCCCACUUCUCCCUAAACCUAAAACUACCCAACUGCAUUCACUCCAAUCAGCUUUAUACAAUUUGCGAUUAUGGUUUGUUUGGCAUGCUUGUUGCCUCUAUUCUUGAUCCCAGUUGUUAAUGCUCUUCCCCUAUUGUUCCAUAUUCUGAUGGCGAGAGUGUAUCGAUUAUUAGGUUGGGAAUACACAAAACCCGAAAGGGUUCCUCCAGCAUGCCCUUACAAGCCAGGGAUGGCCACCAAAACUGAUAAUUCCGGUAUGCACUCGCAUUGUCGGUCCCACUUGUACUUGCUGUACGCACACAAGUGUCCGAUCGACGCUCGCGUCCUUCUCUUGUUGCCAAUAGACAACUGUGCCCCUUUGAGAAACCUUUGCUCGCUCGUGCUUCACGAUCCCUUCGACUUCGUUCCGCACAAUGCUUGCUCCCUUACCGCCAUUAGGUGAAAGGAGAAGAUGAAUCUUUAAUGAAGGAUCUGAACUCAAAAUCAGUUGAGUUGGACACCCAAAAGACUGAUUGAACUUGAGUAUAUUUGCUGGCACUUAGCGUUUACAAGUUCUAAUUUCAUUGUGAUUGUAUGUAAACUAAAGUAAAAACGUGUAUUGUAUUGUAUUUGUGAUUACCAUACGCCCUGCAGCAAUUAUUUUCAGCAUGAA
Spinacia oleracea (spinach) is the source of this 736-nucleotide messenger RNA. RefSeq lists its product as uncharacterized. The coding region runs from base 155 to 526 and encodes 123 amino acids. The transcript is spliced from 5 exons. Lineage: Eukaryota; Viridiplantae; Streptophyta; Magnoliopsida; Caryophyllales; Amaranthaceae. The record is from RefSeq and is a predicted model, not a curated record.